AUGGAACACGCCACAAAACUCUUAUGGGUGUUCGUUCUGUGCGUGGCUGCAAUGGCACACCAGGCUGCUGCACAGGAUCUAUUAAGAGGAAUGAGUCUAAUCAACAAGGCAUGCACAAUCGACCCAAACAGAGAACUCUGCUUUCAGGUUCUCCAAUCCGACCCACUCACAAGCCCUACCGCAAACCUUAAAGAGUUGGCAAUCAUUGCCCUGAGGGUUGCUGCCAAAAACGCUUCCGGCAUCCUCACCGAGGCCAAAACGCUUAUCAACGACGACAACCUCGACCCUGAUGUCCAACAAGGUUUGGCCGACUGCAAAGAGAACAUCUUGGACGCAGAGAGCCAGCUGGAAGACACCAUUGCUGCCUUGUAUAUCGAGUCCCACGGCACUGAAGUACAGGUUUGGCUCAAAGCUGCCUUGGCUGCAAUCGACACCUGCGACGCCUCUAUCCCCGGAGACGACGACAUUCUCUCCGUUCAGAGCGCCGUCUUCCGCAAGCUCUGCAACAUUGCCAUCUCCCUCAUCACGCUCAUCGAUAAUCCAAUCAAACUAGUCUAA
Sphenostylis stenocarpa is the source of this 558-nucleotide messenger RNA. The record is from the annotation of a GenBank genome assembly. NCBI's taxonomy places the organism in Eukaryota, Viridiplantae, Streptophyta, Magnoliopsida, Fabales, Fabaceae.